Messenger RNA from Columba livia (rock pigeon), 2082 nucleotides. RefSeq names its product anterior gradient 3, protein disulphide isomerase family member (gene AGR3). Lineage: Eukaryota; Metazoa; Chordata; Aves; Columbiformes; Columbidae. The transcript has 8 exons. The coding region runs from base 359 to 856 and encodes 165 amino acids. Gene Ontology annotation, cellular component: endoplasmic reticulum. The record is from RefSeq and is a predicted model, not a curated record. Gene Ontology annotation, molecular function: dystroglycan binding.
AAGCCACUAUUUAUUUCCAGUCCUCACACAAGACACCUGAUACAAGCCAAGAUGAAGAGAAGUUCAAGGAUUCAGUGUAUAAGCAUGGGAACUCACAAAAGCAAAUGUUGGAAGGACAGCAGAAAAGGAAGGGGGAGGGUGGAAACCCGUGAAUUUCGUUUUCAGCUAAAAGGUUCGUCUCAGUUUUUCCCAGGUGAAAGUGCUGUUGUUGCUACACAGAGACCUGGGCAGCCCAGGUGUUCUAUGCUUAAACCACACUGAUGUUUAAGUGACCAGUUUAUGAAAAAGAAGCUUCCAUCAGGAGAAUCGGCUGCUGCUGUUUUCUUGCUGAGCUGAAAGGGAUCUUCUCAAAGAAACAAUGCUCCAUUCAACAUUGGCCUUGUCCCUCCUGCUAAUUGCAGUCUCUUCCAACCUUGCAAUGGCAAUCAAAAAGGAAAAAAGAAUACCUCAAACACUGUCAAGAGGAUGGGGAGAUGAAAUUACCUGGGUACAAACUUACGAAGAAGGGCUUUAUCAAGCAAAAAAAAGUAACAAGCCACUGAUGGUAAUUCAUCACUUGGAAGACUGUCAAUACUGCCAAGCACUGAAGAAAGCUUUUGCAGAAAAUGAAGAGAUACAGGAAAUGGCCCAAAAUAACUUCGUUAUGUUGAACCUCAUGCAUGAAACCACAGAUAAAAACCUGUCACCUGAUGGACAAUAUGUGCCUCGAAUCAUGUUUGUAGACCCAUCUCUCACAGUAAGAGCUGAUAUCACAGGAAGAUACUCCAACCGGCUUUACACUUACGAACCACAAGACAUACCGUUCUUAAUAGAGAACAUGAAGAAAGCACUACGCCUCAUUCAGACGGAGCUGUAACCAGUAACAGUGAAAUGACCAUAGCCUCUACGAGGUGAAGCUGCACUAGGAAACCUAACAUUUUAAAACAUUUUAGUUAACCUCUCUGUCUCUACUAGCAUUUUGAACUCUUACCAUGCAACUCUGAUAUAUCAGAUUUCAUAAGAAAUUUAUAUGUACCAUUUGAAAAAUAAACACAGAAAGACUAUCAUGUCCAUUUGAAAAACAAGAGGAUAAAUCUAUUAAACACUUUGAAAUUAGUUAUUCUAAUAACUGAAAGCGAUGGUUUAAGGUGCAGCAACUUUGAGUUGUGUUUUAUCAGUCCAACUAUGAUGUUGACAAGUCAGCUAUGACUUAUGACCAAGAGUUAUAACCAAUCUUUUUUAUGCCUAUUUGCAAUUUGUUAUAUAAGUUACCAGCUGUACCUCAGCUCCUCAUGUUUAUUUUUUAUUGCAAGAAGCUUGCAAGUCACUAAUGUAACUCUGAUUUAUGCACUGAUUUCUCAAUAAAGGAAAAGAAACUUUGCUAGCAAAUCAGACAGGAAGGCCCUUUCUAUAGAUUUUGGAAUAGCUUAUAUAGAAAAAAAAAAAAAACAACAGUGAUCUGGGCUUAGCUUUCUUCUGUAUAAUUCUUCAACUAUCAUUCUGAUAGCUGAAACAGAACAGACAUUUCACACUGAGCAUGUGGUCUCAGGUGAUAACCAUCAAAUAGCAGCUACAGGUUUUGCUGUUAUAAAGAUACAGUGAAGCAAGAGAGAUGGAAGGAGAUAGUUCCAGAACUCCACUCCUGAGGCUUAGUGAUGCUUGUAAAGCCUGGUAUGAGAAAAAUGAGCAGGUCUGUCCUAGGUCUUUUCAUUGAAUUGGCACUGAAGUCAUGUGAAGCUCAUCCUAGGUCGUUCCUUCUUUUUCAUGACAGUGGCAGCUUAGUGAGUAGAUUUGUACAUCCUAUGAUGUUGUCUAAAUACAGAUAUAAAAGAUGAAGGAACAAUCUUUGCAGGACAGCUUUGCUAAUUACAAUACCUAGUAUUAAUUUGUCAUGAACAAGUUAUAUUGUGCUUAUCUAUAUCUUCAUAACUAUGUAAAAUUUGGAUAUAAGAGUAUAUUCCAACAGAGUGGUGAUAAAUGACCUGUACACUAGGAAAAAAAAAUCUUGUAUUAGUCAUUAGCAGUCUAUUAUUUUCAUAGUCAGUUAAAUGUUUUUUUAACCUACAGGAAAAUGCUAGAAACAUUAAACCGGUUACCACAUUC